AUGCCAAGAAGUGUGGAGGCUCGCCGCAACUGCCCUCCAAACAGCAGCAGCAGCAGCAGCAGCAUCUUCACGCGACGACUUUCCUCUUCCAAUCGCGACUUCUCAUACGCGAAACAAUUCACCAUGUCGGCACAAGAUAUGCGCGACAUGCUCGGCCUGACGGGCGAUGUUGCCCGUCCGCCGCCCUUGAAGAAGCAAAAGACGGUCGAGAAGCGUGCACGUAUGUCGCAUCUUUCAAUCACUGGAUGCGCCGCCUGCUAA
Molecule: messenger RNA, 261 nt
Organism: Aureobasidium uvarum
Lineage: Eukaryota; Fungi; Ascomycota; Dothideomycetes; Dothideales; Saccotheciaceae
Source: the annotation of a GenBank genome assembly